AUGCCACCUCAAACCAGAGGCGGAUCACCCGAACCAGGUCAGAGACCAUUCUCCCAAUCCGAAUCCCUUCCACCAACUCUGCGUCCAUAUCUCGAAAACCUCCCGUGUCCGAACCCGUUGAUCCCGGAUCAACGCACCCCCACUGGUCCACGUAUGGUCACACCAGACCGAGAUAUCGCUACGCCGACUCCGUCUCCGAAAAUCGUGAGGUCCAACAUUGCCGCGACGUUCGAACUGGGCAUAGAAGGCGAAGAAAUACCUGGAGAAGAUGGGCGAGGAGAGAAUGUUCAAGAAGAAUCCGACGGGGAGGUCGCGGGCGUGACUCUCGACGACGACGAUUUCGAAUCCCAUUAUUCACGUCAGGAAUCUUCAGCGUCGGAGGAGGAGGGCUCCGAGGAAGAUGGAGACGUCGACGAACAACACCAAAAUGGCACCGCUGCUGAGGGAGGAAGUUAUUUCCCAUCAUCCGCCGACCGACCAGACUCGCUCUCUCGCGUACGGUCAUUGCCUGCCCGUCCGCCGCCAUCUGACGCAAAUGGACAAGCACAAGGGCCUUCUCAUCCUCACCCGCCCUUCAGCGGUCUUCACACUUCACAAUCCACGACUUCGCUGCCCCCUCCACCUCCUCCACCACUCUAUCCUCCUUUCUACAAUCGACCACCGACUCCUCUCCCCCCUUCACCGAGCCUAACAUCCCUUCUUCGCCCCCCCUCGUUGCUCAACCGGUCUGCCACCUCUACCCGCCCAACCACUCCGGAUAGCUCAGACGUCGAAACUCCAAAUGACACCGAGGCUGCUGUGGCUCACUCCGCUCGACGAGCUCACCCUCUGCCCCCGACUUCUCCUAAAGUACCGACGUACGAAUACUAUGGUUUCGUCCUGUACUUGGCCUCCUCCCUUGCCUUCUUGAUAUACAUCCUGUGGUCAUAUCUGCCAUCCCCCUUCCUCCACGCACUGGGAAUAACAUAUUACCCCAACCGAUGGUGGUCUCUCGCUAUCCCGGCCUGGAUCGUGGUAUUGUUGAUUUUCAUCUAUGUAGCACUCCUCAGCUACAAUGUCGAAUACCUGACCCUACCAUUGUCGAGCCUAGAAUGCAUGGUAGACGAAGCGGGGAAUGUGGCUGUCCUUGACGAAUCGGGCCGAGUCAUGAAGGGAGGAAGCAAACGACUCGUCAAAGAGCUCGAGGAACGGGCCAAAAUGGAGAAGCACAGGGAGAUGGAAACGGCGAAGAUCAAAGGUGGAAAAGGGAGGAAAUACUCCAAGGGGACGCAUCGAAGCAAAGACAAAAGAAAACAGAGAUCCUCCCGCACCAACUCGGAGCAUGUUGAAUCACCUCCACCAGAAAUCCCAACUCGAGAUUAUCAGUAUUCAUCGUCUUCCAAUCCCAAUGCACACUCUUCACCAUUCAGCCAUACCACAUAUCCUUACUCUUUCCCUUCGACAUAUCCCUUUCUCACGAGCAACACUCAUCCGAGUCAAAUUCAGCAUGAAGUCCAAUCUCAGGGAUCACAUCCUGCUGAUCCGAAUUGGAAGCUCAUUUGGAACGAGGGCACCGAUGCCGUCAUGGAUGUGCCCAUAGGAGGUGUAUGUGAAGUUUUGUACGGCUAA
Molecule: messenger RNA, 1608 nt
Organism: Rhinocladiella mackenziei CBS 650.93
Lineage: Eukaryota; Fungi; Ascomycota; Eurotiomycetes; Chaetothyriales; Herpotrichiellaceae
Exons: 1
Coding region: 1-1608 (535 amino acids)
Source: RefSeq, a predicted model, not a curated record